Molecule: messenger RNA, 4290 nt
Organism: Clunio marinus
Lineage: Eukaryota; Metazoa; Arthropoda; Insecta; Diptera; Chironomidae
Source: the annotation of a GenBank genome assembly
GUUUAUGAGAAACAGUCAUUGAGCAACGCUUGGCAAAGAAACACAUGAAAAAUUACCGCGCUGCAAAAUACAAAAAGGAAACUAAUUAUAUUUAAAGAAUAAUCAAUUCUGGAAAUAAAGAGAUAGAAUUAAAUCUCAAUUAUUGAGUGAAAUGGUGAAUAACAGUGGAAAAAAUAUAUUAUUGAAAGUGGUAUAAGAAUGAUUUGAAAAUAACGCGAAGGUCAUAAUUAAAAAAUUAGUUUUGAGAUUUUAAAAGAACCUAAUUUAUUGUGAAACCUUUCUCGAUCUUCGUGAAAUCUUAUGGAAAAAUUUAAACGUGAAAGUGACUUGACAAAUCAAAUUCAUUAACGAGGAAAUAAGGCGGAAAUUAUAUUUUCUGCUAAAUGAGUGAAAAAAUAUUAAAGGAAAUGAAAAGAAAUACCCAUGGAGUAUGGCGAUAUAGUGAGUCCGGCAUAGGAGUUCCGGCAAAAAUAACAUAAAAUUGAAAAGACUGAAAGAAAGAAAACAAGGAAAAUUCGUAUAUGAGUAAAAAGCAAAAAAAUAUCAAAAAAAGAAUCGAAAAUAAAUUUGAAAUCAUAGUGAAGUUAAUUUGUUAUGAAAAUGGGAAUGCCAAUCAAUGAAUCGGCACCUCGUGUGCCGGAACCACACCCGGAAAUUUCAGUUGAAGAUGAGAAACUCUUGUCAGAUUUGUACAUCAGAACAAGCUGGUUUGAUGCUGCAUUAGCGCUUGACCAAAUAGAAAAGAACAAAGCUGAUGGCCGACGAACAUCAAUUUACUUACGUCAUCUAUUCCAGUCACAUUUCUUUAAACUCGGCCGAAGUAUUGACAAGCAUGCUGGCAUAAUUAUAUUCAUGGCAUUUCUUGUGUUGGGAACGUUUUGUGUCGGUCUGAAGUCUGUAAUCAUCCAUUCGAAUGUGAAUCAACUUUGGCUAGAAGUUGGUGGAAGUCUGGAGCAAGAGCUCGCUUAUACUGAAUCAUCUUUAGGCUAUAUGGAUACCUCAACUAAUAAUCAGCUACUUAUACAAACAGUGAAAAACGAAAAUGCGACAAUUCUGUAUGAUCAAGCGCUGCUGGCACAUCUGAGGGUUGUGAAGCAAGCUUUGUCAGUGGAAGUGUACAUUGGUGAAGUUACAUGGACAUUAAAAGACUUGUGCCAACUUCCGUCAAGUCCUCGAUUUGACGAACAUUUCAUGGAGCAAAUCCUCGAAAUGGUCAUUCCAUGUGCUAUUGUAACUCCCCUCGACUGCUUUUGGGAAGGAAGUAAACUGUUAGGUCCCGAUCGAGAUCCACAUAUUCCAAUGAUUAAUGAAAAGUAUGGAACAAUAAGUUGGUCAUCACUUAAUCCCAUGGAGCUUUUCGAUGAAGCUCUUCGUGAAAUGAGUAAGAAUGAUGAGGAAAAGUUUGGAAAAACCGAUCAAGGGAUGAUUGCCAAGGUCGAACAGUAUAUGAAGCAAGCCGGUAUUUCAAGUGGUUACAUAAAGAAGCCAUGUCUGAAUCCAUCUGACAAAGAUUGUCCCAACACUGCACCAAAUAAGAGAUCAAGAUUAGCACCCGAUAUAGGAGCAGCCUUAAGUGGGGGUUGUUAUGGCUACGCCGUUAAUUUCAUGCAUUGGCCAGAAGAAUUAAUUGUUGGAGGGUCUGAAAAGAAUUCAACAAAUCAUAUACGUAAAGCGAAAGCUUUACAAACUGUCAUUCAACUGAUGAGUGAACAAGAACUUUUCGAUCAUUGGAACGACAAUUACAAGACUCAUUAUGCCGGUUGGACUCUUAAAAAGGCCCGUGACAUUCUAAAUGCAUGGCAAGAGAAGUUUUCCAAUGAAGUAAGGAAAUUGAUGCGCGAAGAAGGCAACUCGACUUUUGCUGCUUAUGACUUUAACGCAUUCAGUUCGUCAACACUCAAUGACAGUCUUCGUCAUCAUUCGAAGCCAAACUUUUACCAUUUAACUAUCUGCGUCCUUGUCAUUCUUGUGUACACUGGCUUGGUACUUUAUCGCUUUGGUGAUCCAGUGAAUGGUCAGAGUGGUGUUGGAAUGUUUGGUGUUUUGUUGCUAAGUAAAUCAACAGCAGCUGGUCUUGGCGUUUGUUCACUUCUUGGCAUUCCGUUCAAUGUUGCAACAACUCAAGUUGUUCCUUUAAUAGCACUUGGACUUGCAGUUGAUCAAAUCUUUAUUUUGACUCAUGGUUACGACUCGAGGCGAAAUAGCAACGAGCAAAUGCACACAGCACAAAUUCUUAAGAAAUAUGGACUCAGCAUAUUAUUUAAUGGAACGUCAACUGCGACAGCAUUUUUAGGAGCGGCUCUUCUUCCAAUUCCCGUCUUAAGAGCUUUUGCAAUGCAAUCAGCAAUUCUCAUAACCAUUAAUCUUGUAACAGUUCUCUUCGUGUUCCCGGCAUUCAUAACACUUGACCUCAGACGACGACGUUCAUCACAUUUGGACAUUCUUUGUUGUCUGCCACACUUUACAACUCCAAUUUGUGAUGCGAAGAGUCGACAAAUGGAACCUUUAAAUUCAUCAACGAGAGAUGUGCGAAUCAAUGAUUUAAGUAAAGAAGAUGCGCUACUUCCUAAUCAGCAGCAAAAUGGAGGAAAGUCAAGAAAAUGUGCGACGAGAUUUAACGUUAAAACUUAUGUUGAUGUUUUACUUAAUGGCAAAAUGAAAGUUCUUGGUAUGACGACAAUUGUUGCGCUUCUUGGUUCGUCCAUUUAUGCAACAUUGAAGCUUCAAGAUGGCUUUGAGUUGACCGAUUUGAUUCCACGAAAUACCAGCGAAUACAAUUUCAUUAGCGCUCAAAGCAAAUUGUUUGGUUUCUACAAUAUUUUCGCAGUAACGCAAGGAAACUUUGAAUACCCACAAAAUCAGAAACUGCUACGUGAAUAUCAUGAAUCAUUCAUCCGAGUGCCGCAUAUCAUAAAGAAUGACAAUGGCGGACUUCCCGAUUUCUGGUUGAAUCUCUUCAGCAAUUGGUUGAUGACACUUCAAAAUGCUUUCGAUCGAGAUUAUGCGAGUGGAUCAAUAUCGAAAGAGCGAUGGUAUGGAAAUGCUUCUGUUGAUGGGAUUCUGGCAUUUAAAUUACUUGCACAAACUGGACAUGUUGACAAUCCUAUCGACAAAUCUUUGAUUACACGGAAUCGUUUAGUUGAUGCCCAUGGAAUUAUUAAUCCAAAAGCUUUUUAUAAUUAUUUGUCAGCAUGGGCAUGGAACGAUGCCGCUUAUGGAGCAUCACAAAGCAACCUUCGACCAUCGCCUCGAAUGUGGAUUCAUUCACCGAAAGACAAACAUAUGGAAAUACCAAAAAGUGCGCCUUUAACUUACACGCAACUUCCUUUCUACUUGCAUGGACUUUACACAACGAAAGAUAUCAAAAUGGUGAUUGAAGAAAUUCGAGAACUAUGUGAUCGUUUCAGUGCGAAAGGACUCCCAAACUAUCCAUCAGGAAUUCCGUUCCUUUAUUGGGCUCAAUACUUUAAUCUUGAUUUACUUAUCAUCAUUGCACUCAUCGGAUCAAUCAUCAUUACAUUUAUUCUCGCAUUGAUCUUCUUGCAAUCAAUUCCUGCUGCUUUGUUGAUUGUCGUCAAUGCAAUCUUUGUAUUCUCUCAACUGUUUGGUGUAAUGCUUCUCUUUGAUUUCAUCGUCAAGCAUUUCUUUCUUUUGCUGAUAAGCUUUUGGAUUUUAUGUGCUGUUAACAGUUUAUUCCAUUUCCCACUUCUUCUCCUGCUCUUUGGACCUGCACCAGAGCUUGUUCCACAUAAUCAUGUUAACCGAAUUUCAACUCCUUCACCUCAAUUAAGAUCAUCAAAUCAUAAACAGAAAGCAAUCAAUCUUCACGGGAAACGUUCGUGUCGAAAGAAAUCUCAUCAUUGUCAUAUCAAAAACACAAACUUAAACAAUGAACCUUCAUUGACAACAAUCACCGAAGAACAAUCAUCAUGGCAAUCAUCAGCAUCUUCAAUAUCAAACGCAAGUUAUCGGGAUGGAAACAUAAGUGACGGCAAUGUCAGUAAUAAAUCUAAAAAGUUUCCACUUCCUCGAGUCCAUAAUAACUUUCAACGAGAAAGUAACACCAACAAGGUUGACUCAAAUAACGAUGGCAUUUCAAUCGAUGCCAACCAACCAGCAUUCAAAAGUAUCAUUGUUCAACCUGAAGUUACUGUUGAAACCCAUCAUAAUGAACAUGGCCACCAAAAUACAAAAGUUACAGCUACAGCAAAUAUAAAGCUUGAAUUUACAACGAGAGGUGGUAAUGGCAGUGCAACGCCAAACAGCAAUGAGCAGUCAAAUUCAAGUUGA